Brachypodium distachyon (stiff brome) is the source of this 2217-nucleotide messenger RNA. Its product is annotated as CBS domain-containing protein CBSCBSPB3. Lineage: Eukaryota; Viridiplantae; Streptophyta; Magnoliopsida; Poales; Poaceae. The transcript is spliced from 14 exons. Gene Ontology annotation, molecular function: protein binding. The coding region runs from base 141 to 1772 and encodes 543 amino acids. The record is from RefSeq and is a predicted model, not a curated record.
GCCCACACGCUAUCGAAGGGAAGCUGAGGAGCGAAGCAGAAACGCCAUUCAAUCUGCUCCUUGCUCCCACCUCGCCGACCGCCGCCGCCGCCGCCGUCCCAACGACCCAACCCUGCCGGGCUCUCGCCACGACUGCCUACAUGAGCUCCGCCGCCGCUGCGGCGCCACCGCCCAGGCGCACGCGCAGCCGCCUGCAGCCUUCUCUCUCCCGCAAGUCCGACGACCCCUCCACCAUCGCCGCCAACGGAAAUGGGAAGACCUCCCCCAAGCUCGCAUCCCCGAAACACCUCCCGAGGGAGAGGACGGUGAAGAAGCUGAGGCUGUCCAAGGCGCUGACGAUACCGGAGGGCACGACGGUGUACGACGCGUCCCGGCGGAUGGCCACGAGGCGGGUCGACGCCGUGCUGCUCACCGACGCCCAAGGCCUCCUAUCUGGCAUAGUCACCGACAAGGAUAUAUCCACAAGAGUGAUUGCAGAGGGGCUGCGAGUGGAACAAACCAUCAUGUCCAAGAUCAUGACACGGAAUCCUACUUAUGUCACGUCUGACUCACUUGCAAUUGAGGCAUUGCAGAAGAUGGUUCAAGGUAAAUUUAGACACCUUCCAGUUGUGGAAAAUGGUGAGGUAAUGGCUAUGCUGGACAUUGCAAAAUGCCUUUAUGAUGCUAUAGCAAGAUUGGAAAAGGCAGCUGAACAAGGGAGUGCAAUAGCAGCUGCUGUAGAGGGGGUUGAGCGUCAAUUGGGAGGCAAUUUUACAGCUCCUUAUGCCUUCAUAGAAACUCUAAGAGAGCGGAUGUUCAAACCUUCUCUGUCAACCAUUGUCACGGAGGGCACAAAGGUAGCAAUUGUUUCCCCUUCAGAUCCAGUGUAUGUGGCAACACAGCAAAUGCGUGAGUUUCGAGUUAAUUCAGUGGUUGUCACUACAGGGAACACGGUGCAGGGGAUCUUUACCUCAAAAGAUGUUCUUAUGCGUGUUGUGUCACAGAAUCUUUCUCCUGAAUUGACCCUAGUGGAAAAGGUGAUGACUGCAAACCCAGAUUGUGCUACGUUAGACACAACCAUUCUUGAUGCCCUACAUAUAAUGCAUGAUGGCAAAUUCUUGCACAUUCCAGUUCUUGACAGAGAGGGGCAGAUUGCUGCUUGCCUGGAUGUCCUCCAACUUACCCAUGCAGCCAUUCAAUUGGUUGAAGGAGGCAACGGGGCUGCUAAUGACGUGGCAAACUCAGUAAUGCAGAGGUUCUGGGACUCUGCGCUUGCUUUGGAGCCUCCCGAUGACGAGUUUGAUAGCCGUAGCGAAGCAUCCUUACUUAUGGCGUCAGAGGCUGGGGAUGGAAAGAGUAGUAUAUAUCCCCCUAUCAUUGGCAAUUCAUUUGCCUUUAAGCUUCAAGACCGAAAGGGGCGUGUGCAUAGAUUCACUUGUGGCUUGGAGAGCUUAGAUGAGCUCAUGUCUUCUGUACGGCAAAGAUUGAGUAUUGUUGAUGAAAAGGACAGCAUCCAACUCUUGUAUGAAGAUGAUGAGGGCGACAGAGUGCUACUGACAACAGAUACUGAUCUUUCUGGUGCAGUGCUCCAUGCAAAAUCAUCAGGGUUGAAGGUUUUGAAGCUGCAUAUUGACGACGAGUCAACUUCAAACAUAGAGACGGUAAAACCAUUACAGGAGCUAGCACCUCCCCGCAGAGGAGGGUUGUCUCCUGCUAAAGUUGGGCUCAUGGCUGGUGCAGUUGCUCUCAGUGGUGCGGCAGUCAUGGUGUACUUGAAACGAUCCAGGGUGUGAUUAGCACAUGAAUCAAAUUAUUUCACAAACCUGCAUUUCCAAGUUCCAACAGUGUACAUCCAUCCACUUUAGAACUUUAUGUUAUCCUAGUAGCGUCGCAUCAUACUAAGAAUUUAAAGAAUGGGGGACAAUCAAGGUUACACCUCAAGUUUCUUGGGUAGCUGAAGUUCUAACAUUGGGCAGAAGGAGCUGCCUAUCUUUGUUCCUCCACAUUUUGCAUGAAUAUCAGCGAUUUCAUGGCAAUGGUGGAGCACAUAAACAUUAGCGGAUAUCCUAGUUCAUACUUUUGCACUUGGUUGUAGAUAAACAGAGCGUGUAAAUUCAUCUGAGAGCAUAACAGUAAGUGGAUUAUUCUCUCUGGCUUCCAGUUACUGCACUGAGGAGCACAACACUAUCCUGUCUCUUUAUUCUCAUAAGCUAAGAUGAUCUGUGUUAGAUUAUUGUU